CUCAAGACUCUAAUCAAUUUACUUCAAAAUAGACUCAAGGCAAGUUUCAGUAAUACAAUAAUUCGACCAACUCUCAAGAAUAAGAAAAAAGGCUCAAAACCUCACUUGGUGCACUGUCGUCAAACACAUCAACCAAGCAUUUCAUCAAAACAUAUAAUCAAUGACCAUCAUCACAACUACUCAACUCAAUCGACAGUCAUUAACCAAUCUU
Molecule: messenger RNA, 211 nt
Organism: Striga hermonthica
Lineage: Eukaryota; Viridiplantae; Streptophyta; Magnoliopsida; Lamiales; Orobanchaceae
Source: the annotation of a GenBank genome assembly